This is a messenger RNA of Brassica oleracea var. oleracea, 1876 nucleotides long. Its product is annotated as diacylglycerol O-acyltransferase 1. The transcript is spliced from 16 exons. The coding region runs from base 214 to 1629 and encodes 471 amino acids. Gene Ontology annotation, molecular function: diacylglycerol O-acyltransferase activity. NCBI's taxonomy places the organism in Eukaryota, Viridiplantae, Streptophyta, Magnoliopsida, Brassicales, Brassicaceae. Gene Ontology annotation, biological process: triglyceride biosynthetic process. Gene Ontology annotation, cellular component: chloroplast envelope; endoplasmic reticulum membrane. The record is from RefSeq and is a predicted model, not a curated record.
AUAAAGUCUUCCGUCACCAUUGUUGUCAUCUUCCUCUCUCUGUCUCUCGUGAUUCUCUUUCGAGGAAGGAGACACGAUACACCGAUUCAUCAGCUUCCCCGUGCCAUUUCCGCUUUUCAACAAUCUUCCUAGAAUCCACUUUAAGAUUCCUUAGAUUCACUAACAACAAUCCCUCUGCAUGCGUUUCGUUUCUUAAAACCUAACUCUUUGCAAAUGGAGAUUUUGGAUUCUGGAGGCGUCACUAUGCCGACGGAGAACGGUGGUGCCGAUCUCGAUACGCUUCGUCACCGGAAACCGAGAUCGGAUUCUUCCAAUGGACUUCUUCCUGAUUCCGUAACUGUUUCCGAUGCUGACGUGAGGGAUCGUGUGGAUGUAAGGUACACGUAUCGGCCGUCGGUUCCAGCUCAUCGGAGGGUGAGGGAGAGUCCACUCAGCUCUGACGCCAUCUUCAAACAGAGCCAUGCUGGACUAUUCAACCUGUGUGUAGUAGUUCUUGUUGCUGUAAACAGUAGACUCAUCAUCGAAAAUCUCAUGAAGUACGGUUGGUUGAUCAGAACUGAUUUCUGGUUUAGUUCAACGUCGCUGCGAGAUUGGCCCCUUUUCAUGUGUUGUCUCUCCCUUUCAAUCUUUCCUUUGGCUGCCUUUACCGUCGAGAAAUUAGUACUUCAGAAAUGCAUAUCUGAACCUGUUGUCAUCAUUCUUCAUAUUAUUAUCACCAUGACCGAGGUCUUGUAUCCAGUCUAUGUCACUCUAAGGUGUGAUUCCGCCUUCUUAUCAGGUGUCACGUUGAUGCUCCUCACUUGCAUUGUGUGGCUGAAGUUGGUUUCUUACGCUCAUACUAACUAUGACAUAAGAACCCUAGCUAAUUCAUCUGAUAAGGCCAAUCCUGAAGUCUCCUACUAUGUUAGCUUGAAGAGCUUGGCGUAUUUCAUGCUUGCUCCCACAUUGUGUUAUCAGCCGAGCUAUCCACGUUCUCCAUGUAUCCGGAAGGGUUGGGUGGCUCGUCAAUUUGCAAAGCUGAUCAUAUUCACUGGAUUCAUGGGAUUUAUAAUAGAGCAAUAUAUAAAUCCUAUUGUUAGGAACUCAAAACAUCCUUUGAAAGGGGAUCUCUUAUACGGUGUUGAAAGAGUGUUGAAGCUUUCAGUUCCAAAUUUAUACGUGUGGCUCUGCAUGUUCUACUGCUUCUUCCACCUUUGGUUAAACAUAUUGGCAGAGCUCCUCUGCUUCGGGGAUCGUGAAUUCUACAAAGAUUGGUGGAAUGCAAAAAGCGUGGGAGAUUAUUGGAGAAUGUGGAAUAUGCCUGUUCAUAAAUGGAUGGUUCGACAUGUAUACUUUCCGUGCCUUCGCAGAAAUAUACCGAAAGUACCCGCUAUUAUCCUUGCUUUCUUAGUCUCUGCAGUCUUUCAUGAGUUAUGCAUCGCAGUUCCUUGUCGUCUCUUCAAACUAUGGGCUUUCUUGGGGAUUAUGUUUCAGGUGCCUUUGGUAUUUAUCACAAACUACCUACAAGAAAGGUUUGGCUCCAUGGUGGGAAACAUGAUAUUCUGGUUUACCUUCUGCAUUUUCGGACAACCGAUGUGUGUGCUUCUUUAUUAUCACGACUUGAUGAACCGCAAAGGAAAGAUGUCAUAGAUGUGUAUGUUCUGAUACUAAAACAGGGGAAAAUGGUGUGUUUUAAUCUUCUUACAAAUUGUCAAUUGAAGAAGUAAAGAAAAAUAAAGUGUGUAUCAGCAAAAGUUUUGGUAGUGUUACACAGACUUAGAAGAGAAAGAAUCAUGUUGAGUUAUGUUUCUCUUUAUCCUCCUUGUCUGUUCACUUGAUCUGCUGCUUCUUAUCUUUAACAAGAAGCCCAUAAAGGAAAGUGGGUUUAGAUGUUGGA